Messenger RNA from Aspergillus candidus, 850 nucleotides. Its product is annotated as short coiled-coil protein. Gene Ontology annotation, cellular component: trans-Golgi network. The record is from RefSeq and is a predicted model, not a curated record. NCBI's taxonomy places the organism in Eukaryota, Fungi, Ascomycota, Eurotiomycetes, Eurotiales, Aspergillaceae. Bases 236 to 742 code for a protein of 168 amino acids. The transcript is spliced from 2 exons.
GAUCACCAGCAGUUGAUCUUCGUGUUGGAUAGAGAAGAUAAAAAAAAAGAAUAAGAAAAGCGCAAGGACAAUCACCUCAGGAUUAUACCGAAAAAAGGGGAAGAAAACCCUCCGUGGCUGGUGACUCCCGCAACGGUUCCUCCCAACUCAAUUUCGACUGUCAGAGCACCAACUCUCCAGAACGAACCACUGGUCCGCCUGAAUUCUACCGCAACGCCACCACCCAUUAGACAUCAUGGCGUCGACGUCAGACUUGCACGGAUCCUCUCCCGUUCCAACCUUACCCCAACCCAACGAUAACGGUCGCUCCCACAUCUCAUCCAUCUCCUCAUCUUCUUCCAUCUCCGACGCCGAAACCGAACGAAGAGGUCGCUCAGAGCGUCCUCGCAUGGCCAGUCGGAAACCGAGCGCCUCCAUACUAGUCCCCCGGGAUCACCCCGAGAUUGAAAUCGAAGAGGAGGAAUUCCCUCCCGACGACGCCCGCGCCAUGAGUCCCCGACGUAACUCUGCCGAUCUGGAGCGACUGGGCAAGGAGGCGCGACAGACCUUGCAAGAACAAGCCAAAGCCCUCCAGUCUUCCCUCCAAGCCCUCGCCGAACGCAUCGAUGCCGUCAAGUCCGAUCACGAUAAACUAGAAAGUGAAAACAAGUUCUUGCAGGAUUACAUCGGUGGUCUGACCCGAAACAUGACCAAGAGCGACAUGACCAGACCCAGCACCAAAGUCAAGAAGUCGCAGAAGUAGACGCGCCCCCGCCCCCCAGUCCCGUUGCCGGAUGUCAGCACGGUCGGGAUCCUGAAGCACGUUGCCGCGUCGAACUCCUCUCGACCGCUCGGUCUUGAUUUCGUUUUC